Pyrus x bretschneideri (Chinese white pear) is the source of this 3272-nucleotide messenger RNA. RefSeq names its product pentatricopeptide repeat-containing protein At3g23020. NCBI's taxonomy places the organism in Eukaryota, Viridiplantae, Streptophyta, Magnoliopsida, Rosales, Rosaceae. Gene Ontology annotation, molecular function: protein binding. The record is from RefSeq and is a predicted model, not a curated record. The transcript has a single exon. The coding region runs from base 167 to 2773 and encodes 868 amino acids.
UAUUUCCCACCUCGGUAUUUGGAUGCUCCGAACUCCCAUUUCCGAAAAGGAUAUUACGCGCUGCUGGUGUGCCUAUAACUUUCUGCACAUUCUCUAAAUUUCUAUCCAUGUCAUUCUCCUGAAAUUCGAGGAAAAGCUAUAAUAUGAUUCAGUUUCUGUGAAAGCAAUGUUUCUGAAGCUGCAGUUGGACACCAGUUGCUUCCCAAUUCUGGGUUCCAUAAAAACGUCGCCCAACGCAGGACGCUCUCCACUGGACAAACUCGAACUCAUAAGCAACGAUAGGAAACAGAGAGUGGUUCAGAGUCCCAAUGGAGGAGGAGGGCUGAAGAAGAAGUUGGGUGAAGUUCAUCGACCCACAAAUGGCAGGCGUGGAAAUGGCGUCGUUGUUCAUGAGGUCGAGCUGAAAAAACCCAGUUUUGUGAAGAACCCAGGUGGGGAGAAGACGAAAAACGUAAAGAGUACUGGCCGUUUUGCGAAAAGUGGAGAUAUUGAUGGUGGGUUGAGAGUUGGGGAUGGGAAUGGAGUGGUGAAGAAAGUGCACUCCAGGUGUUCGACCAAAUGCGUCAGUUACGGAGGUUGUAUUCCUGCAAUUUUGAAGGCUUUGGAUGAAGUUGAGGAUUUGGAUGAGGCUCUGAGGCCGUGGGAAGAUAGGCUUACAAACAAGGAAAGGAGUAUAAUUUUGAAGGAGCAGGUGUGUUGGGAAAGGGCUUGGGAGGUUUUUGAGUGGUUUAAGAGAAAGGAUUGUUAUGAGGUGAAUGUGAUUCACUAUAAUAUAGUGCUUAGAAUUCUUGGGAAGGCGAGGAAGUGGAGCCGUGUCGAGAGACUUUGGGAUGAGAUGAAGGUUAACGGAAUAGCACCGAUAAAUUCAACUUAUGGAACUUUGAUUGAUGUUUAUAGUAAAGGCGGGCUUAAAGAAGAAGCACUUGUUUGGCUGGACAAGAUGAACGAACAAGGAAUGAAACCGGAUGAGGUUACCAUGGGGAUUGUCGUUCAAUUGUAUAAGAAAGCGAGAGAGUUUCGAAAAGCUGAGGAUUUUUUCGACAAAUGGUCGUUGAGCGUAUCUUUGAGACAAGAACAAGAGGGCACCUCUACAACAAGUGCUUCUGGAUUGCAGAGCUCUUUGCAUUCUCACGUUUCUUUGAGCUCGCAUACAUACAAUACAUUGAUUGACACAUAUGGAAAGGAUGGCCAACUUAAACAAGCAUCUAAAAUAUUUGCAAUGAUGCUUAGGGAAGGGAUUGCUCCAACUACAGUUACUUUCAAUACAAUGAUUCACAUUUGUGGUAACCAUGGCCGGCUGGAAGAAGUUGUUUCCCUUAUGCAGAAGAUGGAAGAGCUUCGAUGUCCACCUGAUACAAGAACAUAUAAUAUUCUAAUUUCCCUCCACGCAAAGCAUAACAAUAUAGACAUGGCGACAAACUACUUCACAAACAUGAAGGAGGCUCACCUUGAGCCAGACCCUGUCAGUUACCGCAUCCUUUUGUAUGCAUACUCAAUAAGGCACAUGGUCAGCAAAGCUGAAGUCCUCAUAUCAGAGAUGGAUGAAAAGGGUUAUGAGAUUGAUGAGUUCACUCAGACAGCUCUGACAAGGAUGUACAUAGAUGCCGGGAUGCUUGAAAAGUCAUGGUUUUGGUUCAUGAGAUUUCAUCCUUCAGGGAAAUUGAGUUCUGAGUGCUGUGCUGCCAACAUUGAUGCAUAUGGAGAGCGUGGCCAUAUUUUGGAAGCUGAGAAAGUCUUCAUUUGCUGCCUAGAAGCAAAGAAAUUGAGUGUCCUUGAGUUUAACGUGAUGAUUAAAGCUUAUGGGGUGGGGAAACAGUACGGUAAAGCAUGUCAGCUGUUUGAUAGCAUGAAGAGUCAUGGCGUAGUUCCGGACAAAUGUAGCUACAGCUCUCUGAUACAAAUUUUGGCUAGUGCUGACAUGCCACAUAUAGCAAAACCCUAUCUCAGGAUGAUGCAGGAGGCAGGAUUGGUAAGUGAUUGCAUCCCGUAUUGUGCUGUGAUAUCAAGCUAUGCAAAAUUAGGAGAACUGGAAAUGGCAGAGGAACUAUACAAAGAGAUGGUCAGAUUCAAUGUUCAGCCGGAUGUUAUUAUCUUUGGGGUGUUGAUAAAUGCUUUCGCUGAUAUUGGAAGUGUUAAAGAAGCUCUGAGUUAUGCUGAUGCAAUGAAAAAGGCAGGCUUGCCUGGGAACUCGGUGAUUUACAACUCCUUGAUCAAGCUCUAUACUAAAGUUGGCUUUUUGAACGAAGCAGAAGAAACGUACAGACUUCUUCAAUCAUCAGAGGAUGGUCAUGCUAUUUAUGCUUCAAAUUGUAUGAUUGACCUUUAUAGCGAGCGAUGUAUGGUUGAGCCAGCAGAAGAACUCUUUGAUAGCCUGAAGAGCAAGGGAGCUGCAAAUGAGUUUACGUACGCAAUGAUGUUGUGCAUGUAUAAGAAACUGGGGAGGUUUGAGGAAGCCAUUCAGAUCGCAAAGCAGAUGAGAGAACUGCGACUUUUAACUGAUUUGCUCAGUUAUAAUAAUGUGCUUGGGCUGUAUGCGAUGUAUGGAAGAUUCAAAGAGGUAGUGGCAACUUUCAAGGAAAUGAUAAAAGCUUCCGUUCAACCUGAUGAUUGUACAUUCAAAUCACUUGGAAUUAUUUUGGUGAAAUCUGGGAUUUCAAAACAGGCUGUCGGCAAUCUGGAAGUAUCAGUGAAGAAGGAUGCUCAGAGUGGUUUGCGAGCGUGGAUUUCAGCCCUCUCAUCUGUCGUGAGAUUAAAUGAAAGUAAUUAUCUGUAGAUACACUCUGCGAAGAGUGUUUUGAAUACUCACCAGGCAUUAUAGUCCAAUUCCUUGCUGAUUAAUGGAAUUCAGUGAGGGAAUUGAGCUGUGGAACUUCAGGUGUAGAAGUUGAAUUAUUUAUGCAAAGUUACAACCGAUGUCCCACUCCACGGUGCUGAGAAGGGAGAUGAUAACUUUGACAAGAUGAAAAUGUAGAUCACAUUUCGGUUCACGGGCAAGAGACGUGAUCCUGUAUAGAGCCGAUUGCUCGGAACAAGAACCGUAUAGCCAACUCUGCAGGAGCAAGUCCUUGAACCAAAUUGAAGAUUAUGUAACAUCCUUGUAUGACCAGCUGUGACUCUUGAAUAUAUGUAUUGGAAAGGUUGUAAUGUGCUCUUCUAAUCAUCUGUGGGUGUUGUGAAAAGAAGAGCAACGAAAUUGUCAGGUUUUGUGUAAUUGCUUUUGUUUAUUGAAUAUUUACUAAGCACAAGGCAGAAGUUUCCUAAUUUCUUCUCAA